GCAGAACCUCCAUCAGAAGGAUUAAGAUGAGCAACACGAUCAACUAAGAUUCUUUCUGCUUCUACUGUAUAUGAAAGAGGUCCAACAAAAAAAAGUGUAAGUAACUCUGAUCAAUAAUAGCUAAAAGAGUUAAUAGCCCAUGAAAAAGCAAAUAUUAUUGAUGCAUAUUUUAAAUUUAAUUUUUAGGUAUCGAGUGGUUUGUGUUGAUUGAAGAGUACACAAGUAGCUAACUUUAUCGGAGAAAGAAGUUGCAAAAUGGAUAGAAAUUGGAUGAGUGCGAAUAGAUUAUCAGCAGAGUAUAAGGAAGGUGUUGACUUUUUUUUGGAUUUUUGUCAUAAGCACGCAAAAAAUCCAAAGUUGAUUCUUUGUCCUUGUCUUAAAUGUGGUAACAUGGAGCGUAUGAAUACUAGUAAAAUAAAGGAGCAUUUAUUUAGGAACGGAAUAGACAAGAGUUAUAAGGUUUGGUGUUACCACGGGGAAAAUAUUAGAGUUCAUGGCGAGGAAACAUCUAAGUCUAAGAAGGUUAAGAAUGUUAACUUGGAUUAUCAGGAUGAUCACAUUCCAGAAAUGAUAGGAGAUGCACAAUUUCAAUCAAAUGUCGAUCCAUUGGAAUUUCAAAAUUUUGUAGAGGAUGCUGAGAAACCUAUUUACCCUAAUUGUAAUAGGUUUACUAAAUUGUCUACGCUUGUUAGAUUAUACAAUAUAAAAGCGAAACAUGGGUGGAGUGAUAAAAGUUUUACGGAUUUACUAGCUUUUCUAGUAGAGUUAUUACCUGAAGGUAAUGAGAUGCCUUUGUCUUUCUACGAGGCAAAGAAGACACUGUCUUCCUUAGGUAUGCAAUAUGAAAAGAUACAUGCAUGUCCUAAUGAUUGCAUUCUAUAUCGUAAGAGUUUUGUGGAUGCAAUAUCGUGUCCCACGUGCGGUGAGUCUAGGUGGCAAAAGAAAAAGAAUUCUGAUGAGGUAAAGAUUGGUGUCCCUGCAAAGGUAUUAUGGUACUUACCCCCAAUACCUCAUUUGGUUCGAUUCUUUCGAAAUGUCAAUCAUGCGAAAAAUUUGACCUGGCAUGCCACCGAUAGAAAACUAGAUGGUAAGAUGAGACAUCCAGCUGACUCCCCUGCUUGGAAAACAAUCGAUGCUAGGUGGCCUGAAUUUGCAAAUGAACCUAGGAAUAUCCGUCUUGGUCUUUCUGCAGAUGGAAUUAAUCCACAUACCACCCUUAGUAGUAAGUAUAGUUGUUGGCCAGUUUUGCUUGUGAUGUAUAAUUUACCGCCUUGGUUGGUAAUGAAGAGAAAGUUCACUAUGCUCACAUUGUUGAUAUCUGGCCCUUCACAGCCUGGUAAUAACAUUGAUGUGUAUUUAGCUCCUCUAGUUGAUGAUUUGAGUCAAUUACGGUAUGAGGGUGUUCCUGCAUACGAUGCCUUUAGGAAUGAAGACUUUAAUCUUAAGGCUAUAUUACUGUGGACCAUAAAUGAUUUUCCAGCUUUUGGAAAUCUUUACGGAUACAAAGGUGAAAGGGUACAAUGCAUGCCCGAUUUGUGA
This is a messenger RNA of Cannabis sativa, 1539 nucleotides long. RefSeq lists its product as uncharacterized. Lineage: Eukaryota; Viridiplantae; Streptophyta; Magnoliopsida; Rosales; Cannabaceae. Bases 256 to 1539 code for a protein of 427 amino acids. The transcript has 2 exons. The record is from RefSeq and is a predicted model, not a curated record.